AUGCCGUGGCUAAGUGGCGGCCGGCGGCGACGGCGAGGACAGUCGCGGGAGGCCCCGCGGGAGCCGCCGGCGUCCACGCAGUCCCAGCGUGAGCCGCCGCCGUCGGCACCCCCGGCCGCAGUCCCCGCACCUACGGUGCCCACCGCGCCGCAGCCGACGCGUGCCCGAGAGAGCGCCGAGCUGCCACUGCCCGCCGGCUGGGAGGAGGCUCGCGACUACGACGGUCGUGUCUUCUACAUCGACCACAACACGCGCCAGACGUCGUGGAUCGACCCUCGCGACCGGAUAACAAAGCCAUUGACCUUUGCCGAUUGUGUUGGGGACGAACUUCCUUUAGGAUGGGAAACUGUAUAUGAUAAACAAAUUGGAAUUUAUUAUAUGGACCACAUAAAUAAGCUUACCCAGAUUGAGGAUCCAAGAGAGCAGUGGAGGCGAGAGCAGGAACGGAUGUUGAAGGAGUAUUUAAUUGUAGCCCAGGAGGCUCUCAAUGCCAAGAAAGAAAUAUACCAGAUCAAGCAACAGCGGUUCGAGCUGGCCCAGGAGGAAUACCAGCAGCUGCACAAACUGUGUGAGGACGACAGCCGCUCGUAUGCUAGCUCCUUCUCAGGAUAUUCAACAAAUACAAAGUAUGACCCACACCAAAUUAAAGCCGAAAUAGCAAGUCGUCGGGAUAGGCUUUCCAGAUUAAAACGAGAGCUGACCCAGAUGAAGCAAGAACUACAGUACAAAGAAAAGGGCGUGGAGACCCUGCAAGAGAUUGAUCGGAAGAUGUCAAGUGCUCACACCAACUAUAAACUAGAUGAAGCACAGGCUAUAAUGAGUGAGCUGCGCACCAUCAAGAAAGCCAUUUGUACGGGUGAGAAGGAACGGCGAGACCUGAUGCAGAGCCUGGCCAAACUUACUGAUAGCUUUAAGAAUAGCUGCUCUAUUACCGACUCUAUCCAAGAUUUUUCUCACAGUGCAGGCGCACUUGGUGAUUCUGGUGUCUCUCAACAGUUCUGUGAUGCUGGCUCUCAGACUGAUACCAUGGGAGAGUUUGUCUUUGAUGACAAAACAAGACUUGUAGACCGAGUCAGACUUAAUUGGCAAUAUGAGGAAGCCCGAAAGAGGGUCGCAAACAUUCAGCAGCAGCUGGCCCAGCUUGCUAAUGAGUCGUGGCCAGGCAUGGCUGAGGCCGACAGGGACCGGCUGCAGCUCAUCAAAGAGAAGGAGGCCCUGCUUCAAGAACUGCAGCUCAUCAUUCAGCAGCGGAGGUCGGCUGAAGAUGUGGCCAGGCUGGAGGAGGAGAAGAGACGCUUGGAAGAAGAGAUCCAGCGUGCGCGCGCCACAUCUGCACAAGGAGCAACAGAAAGGAUUCUACUUCAAGAAAAAAGAAAUUGUCUACUUAUGCAGCUGGAAGAAGCUACCCGCUUAACAUCUUAUCUCCAGUCCCAGUUAAAAAGCCUGUCUGCCAGCACCCUGACAGUGUCCUCUGGGAGCAGCCGCGGGUCCCUGGCCUCCAGCCGGGGAUCACUGGCCUCCAGCCGCGGUUCGCUGAGCUCAGUCAGCUUCACCGACAUCUACGGCCUCCCUCAGUACGAGAAGGCCGAUGCUGAGUGCGGCCAGCUUCUACGCUUCGAUCUGAUUCCUUUUGACUCCCUGGGACGUGAUGUCCCCUUCUCAGACCCUCCAGGCCACCCGGGCUUCCACAAGCAGAGGCGGUCCCUGGACACGCCCCAGUCGCUGGCAUCACUGUCCUCCCGCUCUUCCCUGUCCUCUCUGUCGCCCCCCAGCUCGCCCCUGGACACACCUUUUCUCCCGGCCUCGCGGGACUCUCCUCUGGCGCAGUUAGCGGAUGGUUUUGAAGUGCCAGGCCUGGGUGCCCUAGACAGACUGCGAGCACAGGCCUCUGCUUUGGGGGAUGAAGAUUUGCAGGGCACUGCAUUACUUCAACCACACGGAUUCUCUGGGGAUGGGGAAGGACCUCGUGAGCGUGGACCCCAACUGGUUGGGGCUCCCACCAAUACAACAGUGACUCUGCGGGAAGACAGUGCCAAGAGAUUGGAGAGGAGAGCGCGCCGUGUCUCCGCAUGCCUGUCGGAUUACUCACUAGCCAGUGAUAGCGGGGUAUUUGAACCUCUAACCAAAAGGAAUGAAGAUACUGAAGAGUCUGCUUUUGGAGACACAUGUGGUAAUGACGACCCCCAGAUUCACGUGGGAUUUCUGCAUGACAGUGCCAGCGAAUGUCUUCUUGUGCACGUGCUCCAGCUGAGGAACUUUGCUGGGCUGGUAAUGAAGGAAGACUGUAAAAUCCACGUCCGCGUCUACUUGCCCCCGCUCGACUCUGGCACCCCCAACACUUACUGCUCCAAGGCUCUGGAAUUCCAAGCCCCGCUGGUGUUUAAUGAAGUGUUCAGAAUCCCUGUGCAUUCCAGCAUGUUGACGUUGAAGUCACUUCAAUUAUAUGUGUGUUCAGUGAAUCCACAGCUGCAGGAAGAACUGCUGGGCAUUGCUCAGAUUAAUUUAGCUGAAUGUGACAGUUCAGGCGACAUGCAGCUGCGCUGGUACCCUGUGCAGGUCUUCGCCAGCUCGGAGCCACCGAGGUGGAGGGAGAAUGGGCGUGCUGGGGAGAGUGUCUCACGGGACCCUGGGCAUGCCAGCUUGGGAAAGACGGAUGCAGUGACGGUGUUACUGGCUCGAACCACAGCGCAGCUGCAAGCCGUGGAGAGAGAGCUGGCCGAGGAACGGGUGAAGCUGGAGUACACUGAGGAGGAGAUCCUGGAGAUGGAGAGGAAGGAAGAGCAGGCCGAGGCCAUAUCUGAGAGGAGUUGGCAAGCUGACUCGGUUGACAGUGGCUGUAGCAACUGUACCCAGACCAGCCCCCCAUACCCAGAUCCCUGUUGUGUCAGUGUCAACUCCAUCCAUGGACACACAUUUACUGGCCAGGCAGAUCCUUACAGCUCUGAGAAGCUUCAGCCCCCACCUCUUAAGGUCGACAAGGAAACCAACACAGAAGAUCUCUUCCCAGAAGAAGCAGUGAGCAUCCUGAAGGAGCGGCCCAGCCGCCGCACCCGUGGGACACCUUUUGUUCGUAGUAGCACGAUUGUACGUUCUCAGACCUUUUCACCUGGAGCACGAAGCCAGUAUGUUUGCAGGCUUUAUCGUAGCGACAGUGACAGUUCAACACUGCCCAGGAAGUCCCCCUUUGUGCGAAAUACUUUGGAAAGACGAACCCUUCGCUAUAAACAGUCCUGUAGGUCUUCCCUGGCUGAGCUCAUGGCCCGCACCUCCCUGGACCUGGAGCUGGAUCUCCAGGCAUCUAGAACACGGCAGAGGCAGCUGAAUGAGGAGAUCUGUGCUCUCCGGGAGCUGAGGCAGAGGUUGGAAGAUGCCCAGCUCCGAGGCCAGACCGACCUCCCGCACUGGGUGCUGCGAGAUGAGCGGUUCCGCAGCCUGCUGAAGGAAGCAGAGAGGCAGACACGACAGACCAAACUUGACUAUCAUCAAGAACAAGCAGCUGAGAAGAUGCUAAAGAAGGCCUCCAAAGAGAUCUAUCAGUUGCGCGGGCAAAAUCACAAAGAGCCCAUCCAAGUGCAGACCUUCAGGGAGAAGAUAGCAUUUUUUACAAGACCAAGGAUUAACAUACCUCCUCUCCCAGCCGACGACGUUUGAUGUAGUGCAUUGUGCACAGAAGUAUUUAUCUGCCUGUUUUAUUUUCAUGAAGUUCUUAGAUUAGCUAAAUUUGUCUUUAAAAUAUUUGUGCAAAGCUAUUAAUAUACACAUUUUGUAAAAAAA
Marmota flaviventris (yellow-bellied marmot) is the source of this 3774-nucleotide messenger RNA. RefSeq names its product WWC family member 3 (gene Wwc3). Gene Ontology annotation, molecular function: molecular adaptor activity; kinase binding. Gene Ontology annotation, biological process: regulation of DNA-templated transcription; cell migration; regulation of hippo signaling. NCBI's taxonomy places the organism in Eukaryota, Metazoa, Chordata, Mammalia, Rodentia, Sciuridae. Gene Ontology annotation, cellular component: cytoplasm. The record is from RefSeq and is a predicted model, not a curated record.